GCAUCUACUCUACAAUCGGCUCCUCUCACAGUGCUACAUGCUAUGUGGCUAGCUACACGCACCCCCGAUGCCUACUAGCAUUUUCCACGUCGUAUGUUUUAUAAUUUAAAGCGAAUAAAAAUAAAUUAUCCAGUGAGUUAAAACGUUGAGUCGCAACUUAACGACACCAAAUUGAAGCGAUGACAGGCUCAAACGAAUACAAGCUGAAUCAGGGACCAGAGGAUGGCAUCUCGGCUGUCAAAUUCAGCCCUAGCACAGCCCAGUUCCUUUUGGUUUCUUCUUGGGACUGUACGGUUCGUCUCUUUGAUGUUGGAGGCAACACCAUGCGGAUGAAGUAUCAGCAUACAGCUCCAGUUCUUGACUGCGCUUUUUAUGAUCCAACACAUUCUUGGAGUGGAGGUUUAGAUGCACAAUUAAAAACUCAUGAUUUGAACACAGACCAAGAUACAAUAGUCGGAACACAUGAUGCACCCAUUCGUUGUGUGGAGUACUGCCCAGAGGUUAAUGUCAUGGUAACAGGUAGUUGGGACAGAUCAGUUCGACUGUGGGAUCCACGGACACCCUGCAAUGCUGGCACCUUUACACAGCCUGAAAAGGUGUACACCCUCUCUGUGGCUGGAGAUAGGCUAAUUGUUGGCACAGCAGGGAGACGAGUCCUAGUGUGGGAUUUGAGAAACAUGGGAUACGUACAGCAAAGAAGAGAGUCCAGUCUAAAGUAUCAGACUCGCUGCAUUAGAGCCUUCCCUAACAAACAGGGCUACGUCUUGAGUUCAAUUGAGGGUCGUGUAGCUGUGGAGUACUUGGACCCAAGCCAGGAGGUUCAGAAAAAGAAAUAUGCCUUCAAGUGCCAUAGGCUGAAGGAGGAUGGAAUUGAGCAAGUCUACCCUGUUAAUGCCAUCUCCUUUCACAGUGUUCACAACACCUUUGCCACAGGUGGCUCGGAUGGAUUUGUGAACAUCUGGGAUCCGUUCAACAAAAAGCGCCUGUGCCAGUUCCACCGGUACCCAACCAGCAUUGCAUCGCUGGCUUUCAGUAAUGACGGCACCAUGCUUGCUAUCGCUUCCUCCUACAUGAAUGAGAAAGGAGACAUCAGCCACCCGGAGGAUGCCAUAUUCAUCCGCCAAGUCACCGAUGCCGAGACAAAGCCCAAGUCUACCUAAAUGCUCGGUGGGAUGGUUUUCUACGCAUGACGCACCGUCACGUCAGGAUUAUCUGCUGGCAUCCUGUGUACAUUUUCCAUCUUCUUUCCAUUUCAUUCUGUUUCAUUACUUAGUUUUUACUUGUACAUUAUAUAUAUUGUUUUCCUUUCUGACUCCUGUUAAAUAUUUCAUUGUACUGUCUUGUACUUUCUUGAGCAAAACUGAUUAGAAUACCCCGUGGCUCAGUCUUUUUGGAGUCAUGACACUUUACCUGUCAUUUGAUUAGUCUUAUUACUGUCAGAUGGCUCAGUUUGACACUCAAGGACAUUAAAAAUCUUUCCUUAAACUUUGA
Molecule: messenger RNA, 1491 nt
Organism: Melanotaenia boesemani (Boeseman's rainbowfish)
Lineage: Eukaryota; Metazoa; Chordata; Actinopteri; Atheriniformes; Melanotaeniidae
Gene: bub3
Product: BUB3 mitotic checkpoint protein
Exons: 8
Coding region: 180-1160 (326 amino acids)
Biological process (GO): mitotic spindle assembly checkpoint signaling
Cellular component (GO): mitotic checkpoint complex; bub1-bub3 complex; kinetochore
Molecular function (GO): ubiquitin binding
Source: RefSeq, a predicted model, not a curated record